AGGAGGAUGUUACAGUAAAAGAAGAGGAGGAAGAGGAUGCAGUUUUUGUAGUGAAAGAGGAGGAGGAGGAGAUGACUGUCACAUCCAAAAAGGAGGAGGAGGAAGAAGAGGAGGAUACUGGAUAUCUGAGCCCGGUUUCCCAAACGCAUCUUAAGGCGUCCGAUGGUAACGAUGAACUUAGCCAUAAAAUGGUUUUGGGAAACCGUUCCCUGAUUAACACUAGAGAGCGUCAUGACGAUCGUGGAUCCUCUGGGGAGCCUCAACAACAUCAUGAAGCUGAAGAGGUAGAGGAGAGUUUUUCCGCAUCAGAACAUCUCAAGAAACAGAAGCGGAAACGCACAGGGAAGAAACCUCACCGCUGCUCUGACUGUGGGAAGAGAUUCACAUCUUCAGCAGACCUCAAAAGACAUCAGAGAAUCCAUACAGGAGAGAAACCUUAUAGCUGUGAUCAAUGUGGGAAGAGAUUUACUGAUCUAAGCAGCCUGAAAAGACACCAGAGAAUUCACACUGGAGAGAAACCUUAUAGCUGCACUGACUGUGGGAAGAGUUUUAAUGUUCCAAGCAGCCUGAAAACACACCAAAGGAUUCACACGGGAGAGAAACCUUAUAGCUGUGAUCAAUGUGGGAAGAGUUUUGUUUCAUCUAGCCAGCUGACUGUACACCAGAGAACACACACAGGAGAGAAAUGUUAUAGCUGUGAUCAAUGUGGGAAGAGUUUUGUUUCAUCUAGCCAGCUGACUGCACACCAGAGAACACACACAGGAGAGAAAUCGUAUAGCUGUGAUCAAUGUGGGAAGAGAUACUCUGGUAAAAGAUCUCUGAUUAGACAUCAGAAAAUACAUGAAGGAGUUGUUCCAUGAUAUCAAUAAAAUGUCACAAUGUAGAACCCUAAA
This is a messenger RNA of Oncorhynchus tshawytscha (Chinook salmon), 893 nucleotides long. Its product is annotated as gastrula zinc finger protein XlCGF71.1-like. Gene Ontology annotation, cellular component: nucleus. The transcript is spliced from 2 exons. The coding region runs from base 72 to 860 and encodes 262 amino acids. Gene Ontology annotation, molecular function: RNA polymerase II transcription regulatory region sequence-specific DNA binding; DNA-binding transcription factor activity, RNA polymerase II-specific. The record is from RefSeq and is a predicted model, not a curated record. NCBI's taxonomy places the organism in Eukaryota, Metazoa, Chordata, Actinopteri, Salmoniformes, Salmonidae. Gene Ontology annotation, biological process: regulation of transcription by RNA polymerase II.